CAGUGAUCCGCGAAUUGGAAGUAUUAUAUUAGUAGCAGGUUUGACUGGUAUCACUGGCGUUCUUGUCGUGUUCACCAACCUCUUUUGUGUGACGUCAGCGGGGCAGCUGUCAUACGGGUUCUUGCUUGGACUGUACACUGGUGGCGUGUGGGUAAUAUCGGGAUCAUCCGCUCUCACUUUACUGGGCGUAGAAAGACUUGCAACCGGUUUCGGAUUGUUGAUGUUGUCCAUAGGUCUUGGCUACCUUGUUGGACCGCCACUGGCAGGCCUGGUGUUCCAAGUCAGCAGUCAGUAUGACAGCCUCUUCCUGUUCUGUGCUGCCAUGUGUUUCGCUGCCACCGUGUUUGCCUUUCUGACGGCCGUGACUGGAUCUGGAAGCGACAAGCUAGUAAACGACGCAAUGUCGCAGAAGCAGAUAGACAUUGACGUUCACGUUGACGUUGUAUGCAAUGACGUCGACUCAAGUUUCCACCUUGAAAACGGUUUCUGUGUUGACGUCAAGAAGCCACAUGUUGUUCCAGAGGAAGAAAAGCUUGUAUCAGAACAACAGUCAUGAUGGCAACUGAACCUUCAGGUGGCGCACAAACAUCGACAUAUUGUAACAUG
Messenger RNA from Gigantopelta aegis, 606 nucleotides. RefSeq lists its product as uncharacterized. Lineage: Eukaryota; Metazoa; Mollusca; Gastropoda; Neomphalida; Peltospiridae. The record is from RefSeq and is a predicted model, not a curated record. Bases 221 to 556 code for a protein of 111 amino acids. The transcript is spliced from 3 exons.